Spinacia oleracea (spinach) is the source of this 1217-nucleotide messenger RNA. RefSeq names its product protein IN2-1 homolog B. Gene Ontology annotation, biological process: protein glutathionylation. The coding region runs from base 275 to 982 and encodes 235 amino acids. Gene Ontology annotation, molecular function: glutathione transferase activity. Lineage: Eukaryota; Viridiplantae; Streptophyta; Magnoliopsida; Caryophyllales; Amaranthaceae. The record is from RefSeq and is a predicted model, not a curated record. The transcript has 10 exons.
CCACAAAAUGCACCAACCAAGAACACUUUUUUUUUUUAUUAAAGAAAAUAACAGAAAGAAAUAAAAUGAAACCGUGGGCAAAACUAGUUAAUUGACUAAAGUUGAAGAAAAGUUUGGAUUGAUGAAUUGAUCAAUCGGCGAGGUGGUAGUUGUAGUUAUCAAUGAAGACUUAUAAGUUCCUUCAAUUCGGCCCUUUGUCUCUCUCUGUAUCUUCCCAGUUUUUCAUCCAAAAGCGAAAGGAGUAGGUACGUCAUCCCUGUCGCAAGCUUUCGCCAUGGCCGCAGCAGACACUAAAGUUGGUCUCCCACCAACACUGGAUUCAAAAUCGGCGCAACCUCCUUUUCUCGACGGAACUACUAGGUUGUACACUGCCUACACCUGUCCUUAUGCCCAGCGUGUCUGGAUUGCUCUAAAUUACAAGGGAUUGCAGGAUAAAAUCCAAUUGGUCCCCAUUAAUUUAGGUGAUAAACCGGCGUGGUACAAGGAUGUUUACCCGCCUUCUAAGGUUCCUGCUCUGGAGCACAACAAUGAGGUCAAGGGGGAGAGCCUCGAUUUGCUGAAAUAUCUAGAUAGCCACUUUGAAGGACCAAAACUUUUCCCUGAUGAUCCUGCUAAGAAAGAAUUUGCAGAGGAGAUGUUGGCCUAUGCUGGCACAUUUGGUGGAGCUGUUCUGUCUCAUCUCAAAGGGGGUCCUGAGAGUGAAACGAUUGCUGGCUUUGACAAAUUAGAAGUGGCUCUUUCUAAAUUUGAUGAUGGGCCUUUCUUCCUUGGCCAAUUUAGUGCGGUGGACAUUGCCUUUGCUCCCUUUGUAGAAAGGUACCAGCCACUGUUGCUAGAGUUGAAGAACUAUGAUAUAACAUCUGGAAGGCCGAAGUUAGGUACAUGGAUUGAGGAACUGAACAAGUUGGACGCCUAUAAACAAAGCAAAUGGGAUAUCAAUGAACUCACAUCUGCUUUUAAGAAGCGUGUUUUGGGACUGUGAAGAUCUCAUGUUGUUGUCUGCUGAGAUGCAUUACCAAUAUACCACUUAGCACUUACCAGGCUACCAGUUGUUUUCUACGUGAAUAAAGUGAAGGUCUGUCCGAAAAAACUGUUGCUUCACCGAUUGUAAAAUUCCUUUUCACUUCCCUGAGCAUUAGUUUGUCAGACUAUUGGAUAUAAAGUCAUGUUAUAAAUUAAUAUCUAGAACUUAUAGAAUAAUACUACAGUUUAUCUGA